CCUAGCGGCGCGACCGCGCGACUCUCCGUCGAGCCGGCGGGCUGUGCUUGCUCGCUCGUGGAGAGCGCGGCCGAAGUCGGCGUAUUCAGAAGCCGCCGGGGGCUGGCCAGGCCACGCGCGUUGUGUCACCCGACUGGACCACGCCGAGAGAAGCCAAGACUGCCCGCUUUACCACGCGGAGUCGCCGAGAGUUUUGUGCUACGCCGCCGCGAGUUUUUCGUGGUCCGGCGCCCCAGCUGACGACGAACGCGGCUCCCAAGGGCGUCCCGACCGGGCCCCCUCUUCUCCAACGUGUGCGUACCACCACCGAGCCGGGUCGCGGAAAGUAUCUCCUUCACCGGACGAGUGCUGUGUUUAUCUUUCAUUUAUGGGAUAGUUUUUUUUUUUGGCCAUUGUGAUUGUCUUUCCAUGAUCGACUGAUUCGGCGGCUGUGUUGUUGUUUUUGGUGUGUGUAUUUUUUUUUUUCUCCGGUCUUCAUUUGUGCGUGUGUGUGGGUGUGAAGUGCGCGAGAACCCGGCGUGGCUUGCGGAAAGGUGAAAGUGCCUGUGAACUGCUCGGUACGGACGAGCAAACGUGGUGUCGGUUAGCGGCUGCCUGCUUUCUGAUUGGAUCGCGAGAUGUUGAUUGUUUGAGAUUGAUUCUUUGGGCGAGAGUGUGUGAGAGGGACGACCGUUUUCUUUUGACGACGCGCGACGCGUGAAAGCGAUACAAAGGUGAACCACGUGCUAGAUGUAACUAGUUCCAAAUUGGCACCUAGGAUAGCCAAAAAGAAAAGGAAAAAAAAGUGCGGCGUGGGGACGAGAUUCAUUGGUUACGGGGGACGAUGAUCCGGCAUCGCGAUACCGACAGGUGACUUUCCUCCCGGCUUGAAACGUAGGUCCAGAGAGAACCAAAAACUAGGGUCGUAACCUCCCAACCAAAAACAACAACAAAAAAAGAGCAAAAUUACUUCGUGAAAGCAGCGCACCGCCACCCUCACCACGUGAUUCCGUCGCUCGUUUUUCUGGCCGUUACCGAGUGGCGACUUCACGGACGCUUUCACGACCGGCGUCACGACCCCGUCGUCCGUGUGUGCUCGAGCCCUGAGCGCGGAGAUUUCGUCGCAAGGGAAGGAAGGAACCUAGGGGGAGUUUGGUGUCCACCGACCGAACCACGGGCUUCGCUGAGACGAGUCUUCGACAUCUCGCUCCUCACCCCCCACUUCGAAAAGAGGCCAACGUCAACCCCUCCACCUCGAUUUCCACCGCUGCUGGUUGUGAAGUGAACGCAAAUCACCUCUUUUUUUUUCGUUUCGAUCCGUAAAUUCGCAAGCGGAAGAUAAGUUUUGAACCGCGUCACCAAAUUCGGGUCAUCGACCAAAACAAAAAGAAGAGAAAAGUGUCCUCCCGGAUUAUCCAUCCAUCCAAGUCAUCAUCCCGGAGCGCGUUGAAAGUGUGUUGUGUUGUCGCUACUCAGGAAGUCUUCGCUCCGAAGCUCGCUGUCGCACCGUUUGACCUGCAUCACAUCGUGUUCUUCGACUCGUCGGUUCCGAGUUGGGUCUGUCCGACCGAUUCUUUUUUUUUUUUUUAGAUAUUUGUUUUUCGCCCAUUCGAGGGUUUCCGUGGCUGUGGUUUUUCUCCUUUCUUUGUGCCGCUGUGCUCGUCGCCGCGAAAACCGUGAAACGGAACACCACGGCUCACCAAGAAGACCAGUGACGUCAUCUCUGACGUUUGGCUUCCACUGAGGAUGGCGCAACGGUACGACGAGGCGGUGUCCCACUACGGCGGCGGGGGCGGCGGCGGCGCCGGCGGAGGCGGCAGCGCCCUCGAGGCGGGUCCCCUGUACGGAGACCCCCACGGCGGGCGCAUGCAGCCCCUGGCCCACAGCCCGCACCCGAUGAACCCCAUGUACGCCAACCAUGCGCCGGGGGCACCGCAGGUCGCCAACCACGUCAUGGGCGCCGUGCCGGACGUCCACAAGCGAGACAAGGACGCCAUCUACGGACACCCACUGUUCCCGCUGCUGGCUCUCAUCUUCGAGAAGUGCGAACUGGCCACCUGCACACCGAGGGAGCCGGGCAUUGCGGGGGGCGACGUCUGUUCAUCCGAAUCCUUCAACGAGGACAUCGCUGUCUUUGCUAAGCAGAUUAGGCAAGAAAAACCCUAUUACCUUCCCAACCCUGAGUUAGACAGUCUAAUGGUGCAAGCAAUCCAAGUCCUCAGGUUUCAUCUUCUGGAGCUCGAAAAAGUACACGAGCUGUGCGACAACUUCUGUCAGCGAUACAUCAGCUGCCUGAAGGGCAAGAUGCCCAUCGACCUGGUGAUCGACGAGCGCGACAGCAAGCCCGGGGACCUGGGCGACAACAACAACAACCACAACAGCAGCGGUGGCGCCGGGGGAGGGGGAUCGGGAGGAGGGGGAGGGGGAGGAGGAGGCGGCGGAGGCGGAGGAGGGGGCAGGAGCCACCACAACCCGGACACCACGGGACACAACAGCACCGACAGUUCCUCCACGCCGGACCAGGGGUACGGCAUGGAGGACAUCGAACCCGGUCCGGGCGACGACAGUGUCGUCGAUGGCCACAGUCCCUAUCGGCGCACCGUGGGUGGGAGCGCUUGGCAAUUCCCGAAAUUCACAAAUUCGCGUCCUCCAUCGCAGUCUCUCAAUUCGUACGGGACGGCCGACGACGUGCGCUCCCCGACGGGCUCUGCGGGCACGCCCGGUCCAAUGCCGCAGCAACCCAGUUCACAGCAGAGCACGGACAACAACAGCGAAGCGGGCAAGUCGGUGGACUCCUUCAGCCUAGGGCUUUCUCCGCACGGCGACGCGAGCGUCGGCUCAGGCGACGGCACGGGCGAGGACGAGGACGAAGACAGGGGCAAGAAGCGCCAGAAGAAACGCGGCAUCUUUCCCAAGGUGGCGACCAACAUCAUGCGAGCCUGGCUCUUCCAACACCUCACGCAUCCGUAUCCCUCCGAAGACCAGAAGAAGCAGCUGGCCCAAGACACCGGACUCACCAUCCUCCAAGUCAACAACUGGUUCAUUAACGCGAGGCGAAGAAUCGUGCAACCAAUGAUCGAUCAGUCUAAUCGAGCAGGUGGGACGAUAGGAGGCGCAAGUGCGGCGUAUGGACCUGACGGUGGAAUGGGAUACAUGAUGGACGGCAGUCCGCAAAUGCACAUUAGGCCACCAGGCAUGCAGAACCUGUCGUGCAGUGACACGUCGAUGGGCAUGGGCCACAUGGGAGCCAUGGGCAGCUACCCGCAGAUGCCGCAGCUGCGGUCUCCUCCGCAAGCGAUGCUGCUGCCGGGACACCCCCACGCCAUGAUGAUGGCGCCCAUGAGUCAUCCGGGCCUGCCGCCCCAGGGCUCGCCCUACGACGGACAGCACAUCAUGGACAUCCACGCCAGCUAAGCGGGACGUCCGCGCCUCGUGGCUCUUCCUCCGUGGCUGCCAUCGUCACUGUCCCCCUUCCUCUUCUUCUUUUCCUCUUCCGACCUCAGUUGGCGGCGCGUGCAGUCGGGCGAGAGCGAGUUUUCGAAGACGCGCGCGGACACGGGAGCUCGCGACUGGUGGCGCAGCCCAAUCGGCACCGGCAUUCGCCUUGCCGGCCGAAGGUGGCGACACGGCGCGGCAGAUUCCGGAAACGAUGCGGUGGGCGGCCGACGGUUUGCUGGAUAACCACCCGAAUUUUGACAACGGUUAAAGUUUAAAGGUAAAAAAAAAAAUGUAUCCUGGCUCGCCUCCGCACUUCGUUCUUCCCGGACCUUCUCUUGCGAUUAAAAGUGAAAUAAUUACGCGAGGCAUUUGCGAAAGAUCGAGUCUGCCCGACUGCACACCGCACGAGUAUUUUUUUUAUUCCUUCUUUUUACUUUGGUUUACAUCAAACGCAACUCGGCAGAAAUUCCUUUCGUCAUUCGAGUAUCACUAAAUCGAUGCAUCGAAUACGUCAACCUACCCACACGCUUACCGCGUUUUAGAGCGGACGCUUUGGCCGACAUUCUGCUGUACGAAAUUUGCUACCCACGACUUGACGACGCCAAACAAAACGCCGGAUCGCGCGACUCCGAUUUAACGACUAUGACGUCAUUUCCGUUCAUUAUCUGGUGGUUUCCUUCACGGCCGCGUCAUGCGACGCUCGAAAAAACAAAAAACAAAUGAGGGAUAGUUUUGGGAGCGUCAACCAACUUGUGGAUCAUGGCCGCGGUCCUCACCUCAAUGUGUCUCGUUGCUCGAGUCGCCUAAACUAACCACAUACUUUUUUUUUUCUCUCUUUUUUUGUCGGGAGGGGUUUUUAAUGGAUGUUGUUGGCGACGCAAAGGAAGUUGAACUGCACCAAGGGGUGAUCGAUGAUCGGUGUCCUGAGACAGCGAAUGAGAGCCGUGACAGACUCGCGGAGCAAUGGAGACAGACGAACCACGCAGCGUCGCCGGUAGGACAGAGCGUCCUCCAGAGAUGGGUCUGUAGACCAAACGACACUCUUUUGAUAUACGUAAAGAAACACAUCGUUGUUCGCCACAGUUGGUUUGUUUUUUCCUUCUUCGCUUUCUUUUUUUUAUCAUUAUUAUUUUUUUUUUUUUUUUUGCAAAGGAAUGUUCACUUUCAUAAAGGAGCGGCUGAAGGCGCUUUGUACGUACUACGAAACUUUGUAAAUGCAGUUACUUCUUUUUGCUUUCACCGGUGAAUUUGUGUCGUCUUUCUUUUUGUCGAGGUGUGUUUCUCUCAUGAUUCUUUCAUUACUGGUAUUUCCUCUUUGCGUGUAUGGCUGUGUAAACAACUCAGUCCUGAUUUUUUUUAUUUUUAAUUUUUUAAUUUUAGGGUUUGGGAGCGGACUUUGGUUCCUAUUUUGAAGUUGAAAAGGAGGAAAGUUAGUGAUGAAUGGAAAAAAAAAUAGGAAGUUACAUGCAUCAUCGUUUGCGUUCUCUCUCUUUUUUUUUUUUUUUUAUCAUAGUGAGUCAGUGUAUUCCCAAGAAGGAAAUUCAGCCUUUAUCCAACCUCGACAUUGAAAACCGUCGUUUUUAAGGGAAGAAACGAGUGUAAAAUCUCGCAAUCCUUGCAUGUUAUUCUCCUCGCCGCUUCAUGAAAAAGAAAAAGAGUCUGUCUGAUUAUUUUGGAAAGUACAUCACAACCAAACGAUAUCUUUGACGCCUAUUCUAUGCUUGAUAUGAAUUACUGAUCUCUGCUAAAAAAAAAACUUCUGGUGGCUAAGUGAGUUUAUGUGCAAUCACUCACUUUUAUCUGUUUUUUUCUUUGCUUAGGAUAGGCUACUCUUUCUGCUAGUUUAUUUUUCUCACUUGAUUUGUAUUUUUGCGUCGUCUCGCCGUCUCUCUUUUUCCAAGCCCCUUUUUCUUUAAGCGAAGAGAGGCGAAAAACAAACAAAAGAUACGUAUGUAAAAAGCAUCUACAAAACGGAGAUACCGAAAGAAAUCUCUAGUUAUAUAUAAAUAUUAUAAAUAUAAAUAGUUUAAAAUAUUAUUCAGUGGUUAUCUUUUCUUCUUUUUUUUCUUGCUUUCCUACAGGGCCGCUAUCUUUUUUCUGUUAAUGUUAUUUUUAUUCUUCGUGUUUUACUUUGGGUAUCGUAAAAGGCAUUUGUCAGCCGUUUCGAUUCUCAAACGUUCCCCUAGAUGUGUGUGUGUGUGUGUGCGUGUUCUAUUGCUUAACUGGCAUCGAUUGUUCUUUUUUUUUGCGUGUUUCUGAGACCUGUCAUGUCGUGUUUAGAUGUGCGAAUGUGCGCGCAUACAUGUACGUACUGUAAAAAAACAAACAAAAAAGUGGAAAGAAACGAGAAAACAAAAAAACACACACGCAACGUUUCGUUUUUAUUUUGUUUUACGAAAUGUAUCUUCCUCCGGAGUGUCGGGCCGCUCCUCGCCCCAUGUGUGGAAUAUCAUUGCCGCCUUGUUCGCACAUUGUUAAUUUUCGGCGUUCCAUACACCACCCACAGCAGUUUUCUUCUCGACUCUGUGUACGAAAGCCUGUCAGUGUCAGCCGCGAGAAUUUUGCAUUUGUUUUUUUGUUUUUGUCCGCCACGUACAUACAGACACACACACUUGCACAUGGUGCGCACGCAUACACACAUGGGCACGCGGAAAAAACAAAUAAUGAUGAAAAAAAAGACAAGUCUUUGUCACCGUGACAACAGGGAGAAGUGUCGCAAAAACAAAAAAAAAACAGAAAAAAACGUGUGCCUCCCGAACCCUUCAGCAUAUUCGUUGCAAUAUAUUACGCAGAUAGUUAAACCCUGAUGAUGCAAAUUGGGUCCGAGUUUUUGACUGCCAUUUAUUGUAUCGUACUCGAUGAUCGAGUACUGCAGUCGGUCUUAGCACAGAACGGUGGUUUUUGUUGUUUUCGUUGUUCGAAAUCGGACGUAAAAUAAGUCAGAGUUGUGUUGACUUUGUGCCAUAUUGGUGGAAGGGUUCGGAGGUUCCUUCUUUACGUGAACGUGCAAUUUUAUUUGUUUCUUUUUAAUUGUAUUUUAACAGUUUUUUUUUUUUGCGUGUUAAGCGUUAAAAAAAGACACAGCCGAACUAGACCAAUACAUUUUUUUUAUUGUUUUUUAUCUCCCUGUUGGCACGUCUAUUGCAGGGUAUCCUUUCCGAGCGUGUCUCUCCAAUCAACCACCCAUUUGUAAACUAGUUUGAGUGUUUCAUUCUCGGCACCGGCGCUCUUCUUCGCACUCGUGUGUGUAUCCAUCGCUUGAACCUGAUUUGUUUUGUUUUCUAUUUAGAUGAGAAGAGAGAGGUAGGUUGUAACCUAAAGAAAGAAGAAGAAAAAACAUCGCAAGAAUUAAAACGAGCGCAAAAAGAAAUUACACUGAAAUGGAUGCGUUCGCUCUUCUGUCGAUAAGUUUCCCCUCUGCCGACCCUCGUGGUUUUAGUUAUGCCUCGAAGCGUACGUUAAAAUCUGAUCACAUGUUUCUUUUUUAUUGUUGCCAGAUUGAAAAAUUGGCAUCGUGAACGCCCGUUUGGCGGGAAUGUCUCGCAUACAAGAGUGCGCAUGUGCAUUGCUGCUAUAUGUAUGGAGAAAAUAAAAUAUACGUAUGUUGGUUCCGGUUUCUGACUAAUGUUCGUGGUCGGUUUCAGUAUUGCAUAUGUCUUGUUUUUCUUUUUUUCUCUCCCUCUCUUUGUACAUAAAAAGAAACCGGUAGCCGUUGGAGCAGUUGCCUAUUGCAGUCUGGUUUUUUUUUUUUUUUUUUUUUUUUUAUUUCCAAGCGCAAACGCAUUGUUUUUAAUUCAUAGCGGAGGCGCACGAAAACGACAGAUUUUAUUUCUUCUCUGAUCCUGUUAUUGUUAUUCUGUAGAUCUUGUCUGUGUGUGCUUGGGGAAACAAAUUGUGUCAAACUGUACACUUUCCUGCGUUUUUUCUUCCCCUCACUCUCUCUCUCGCUCGCUCGCUCGAACGUUGAUGUUCUCUGUGUAGAAGUCUUACUAAUUGUGAAAUAAAGAGAAAAGAAAAAAAAGAAGUGAAAAAGUA
Ixodes scapularis (black-legged tick) is the source of this 7452-nucleotide messenger RNA. RefSeq names its product homeobox protein Meis1. The record is from RefSeq and is a predicted model, not a curated record. The transcript has 14 exons. Gene Ontology annotation, molecular function: RNA polymerase II cis-regulatory region sequence-specific DNA binding; DNA-binding transcription activator activity, RNA polymerase II-specific. NCBI's taxonomy places the organism in Eukaryota, Metazoa, Arthropoda, Arachnida, Ixodida, Ixodidae. Bases 1726 to 3393 code for a protein of 555 amino acids. Gene Ontology annotation, biological process: positive regulation of transcription by RNA polymerase II; animal organ morphogenesis; eye development.